Messenger RNA from Glarea lozoyensis ATCC 20868, 711 nucleotides. RefSeq lists its product as uncharacterized. The record is from RefSeq and is a predicted model, not a curated record. Lineage: Eukaryota; Fungi; Ascomycota; Leotiomycetes; Helotiales; Helotiaceae. The transcript is spliced from 2 exons. Bases 1 to 711 code for a protein of 236 amino acids.
AUGAAUCAAGUUGCGUAUAGCAACGAAGUAUCAAUCCUGUCUGGUAUCGCUAAAUACGUCGGAUUCCCCGCGGCCCCAGCAAUGGCUUCUGCCACAGCUGCAGAAUUGGAGGAGGAUAUGGAGAAGAUGGGGCGGUCAAGGAUUGCUCGUGAAGUUCAUCAUCCAAGUUUACCAUAUCACGAGUUAGCUGCUCUAAGAACCGCAAGCUCAACAACGCGAUUUAGGCCUGCUGAAGAGCAGUACAUUAAAGAGACACCGUGGGCAAACCCUCAGCACCCAUCCCAUGCUCAUCUCCUCCAACGACAGGCCUCAGCACAACAGUCUCCUCGGACGAAGAGCCCUUUUCCGCAAGUGCAGGCUCCACAGCGACGCCACUCACACCAGCAUGGGGUCCCAAUAUCUGGCACCUUCUCAAACUCACCCUCAACAUUAUUACAACACUCAAAAAACUUGGCCAUCUCAGGUGGCCGAAUCUCCCCUCAUAACCCCCUUGGGACUACAGCUCAUGCGAUUGCGCCUUCCCCGCUAGGUAGUCGGCAGCCAUCACUAUCACCGGUGGAUCCGGACCGCCAGAAGACCAUUCCAGUUACUGGCAUCAAGUCAAAUGGCACGCAGCAGCAUUCUCCUCCGAACAAGUCUUCAGAGAUACCACGAGACUUUCCCCAGGAAAUUCGAAGGGAACAGGUUGCUGCAGCGAUAAGUGGCUUUUGA